Penicillium vulpinum is the source of this 1020-nucleotide messenger RNA. RefSeq names its product acyl-CoA thioesterase. Bases 1 to 1020 code for a protein of 339 amino acids. NCBI's taxonomy places the organism in Eukaryota, Fungi, Ascomycota, Eurotiomycetes, Eurotiales, Aspergillaceae. The transcript is spliced from 2 exons. The record is from RefSeq and is a predicted model, not a curated record.
AUGGAGAAUACACGCGAGAUACUAGCAGGGGUAAUGUCGUUCGUCUCAUGGAAGAACUUGGCCUUGCUUCUGGCAGUGAUUAACUUGAAAAAUCUCCCAUUUGCCUGGCAUUUCCGCCUGUUGUAUCACUUUAUAAACAACCUGCGUUUGAAACCCAGUGCGCCACUUCUCCCCAAGGGGAGAGUUAUCGUGGACUCCCUAGGCAAACCAACGCACCCAAUUUUUGUACCAUGCAUGGUCACAUCUCGCACACCGUUGCUAGAGACUGAUUACAAUCUGCACAAAUCCAACAGCACUUAUUUCACGGAUCUGGACGUUUCACGUACAGCGCUCGUGACCAGAAUUUACAGUCCUGGAGUGGGCAAUGUGAGCAAGGAGCUAGACCAGGAGUUCCUAGCCGUAAGCAAGAAAGAGGGAAAGCCGGCGCCGAGGCGCAAACCCAUUUUGAUUGUGCUUGGAUCUGUUUACUGCACAUUCAAGCGUGAAAUUAAGCCAUUCGAACUAUAUGAGAUGCACUCCAAGGUCCUCUCUUGGGAUGCAAAGUGGCUGUACGUCUUGACCUGCUUCAUGCGACCUGCACGCAGUGGCGGUGAAAAGGUUGUCCUUGCUGUGGGUGUUAGCAAGUACGUGGUCAAAAAGGGCCGUCUGACUGUUCCCCCGGAGCGGAUUCUACGCGCUAGCGGAUUCCUCCCCACGCCGCCCCCGGAGAGCGAAGCCAAGACUGCACUAGCGGACAUCGACUUCUCGGUUGAGGCUUCCGGUGUUGACACUCCUGCUGGCAGUGAAGGCAUCACGGCUACGGGAGGCGUGGAUGGAUCUUUGGUCCAGGAGGUAUUGAAGAUGAACGAUGACGAGAUCCCCGGCCAGGAGACACUCGAUAAGCAGCAGAAGAAGAAUACUGACUCGUGGAAUGUUGAAGAGUGGACCUGGGAGCGCAUUGAACAGGAACGCGUGCGGGGACUGGAGGUUGUCGAUGGAUAUACCAAUAUGGAUGCCAAGCUGUUCGACGAAUGGAUGUAA